Messenger RNA from Protopolystoma xenopodis, 264 nucleotides. NCBI's taxonomy places the organism in Eukaryota, Metazoa, Platyhelminthes, Monogenea, Polystomatidea, Polystomatidae. The record is from the annotation of a GenBank genome assembly.
AUGGUGUCAUGGUUACCAGACGACUCCUACUCAAGUUGUGGCACCUUUCGGCAGCCAAGAGGUGCUUGUGCAUUCAGACCUGGCUGUGGACAGAUGGACUCACAAGUGGACCUGAAAGGAUGUUUCUUUGGGCUGUACCCAUUUACACAUCUACCCCCUGGAGUGUUAAUUGUUAACGGCAUAUGCGGUGACAGAAGACGAAGAAACAUCGCUCGAGUGGCCAUGGCUCAAGACGCCCCCAGCCGAGUAGUACCACCGAAGUAU